GCUCACUGACAUGACUCUCUUGGUAACAAAAACUAUGUUGACAAACGUUGCUAAGGAAGUUGCUUCUCAUCGAGCUAACGUUAGCGCUAAACAUCGGCAAAUGUGGAAAUAAUGAAAUAGCAAAGUCUACCGCUGCUUUUCUCUCUUUCUGCGUGUCUGUUUCAGGUUGUUGUCAGCUAGCGAUGAGAAACCGGAGUCCGGCUGACCCCAGCAGGUUGACGUGAGGAUGACUGAGGAUGGGGAGGACAGCAGCCCCUCUCAGUCAUGUGGAAUUGAAAAAGGGGAUUCAACUGUCAAUGACAGCAGGCCACUCAAACCCCCUUCAGCAGGCCUCAAAACCCACAAGGACCUGAACGAGGCGCUCAAACCCCACCAGGUCGUCAAGGACCCUGAGGGUAACAUCAGUCCUUACCAGCCUCGCCCACCCUCAUUACCCAGGCUGUCCAAAGCCAACAAGAAUGGCUCAGUGGAUGAGACGGUGAGAGGCAGGAGACUGAGGAGCAGCCAGGAGAGUCUGAGUGACCCAGCUGAGACUGGCUCAUCCACAGACUCCCUUAAAGAGGACCAGACGGCUCCAGCUCCAGGUGGGUGUGUUCUCAGCAGUGCUGCCACCUUCAGGAACGGCCACGGCUCCAACAUGGCACCGCUCCCUGCUGCUGUGACAGGAUCCCCUGUUUUCCAGGACAGGGGGAGCAGCCUCUCUGAGUAUGAGAAGGGGCCCUGCAACCAGAAAAGUGACCCCACAGAGCAGCGAGUGAGGUCCUCCAAGGUGCGUCUGUCUCCGGUGCAGCCCACAGGGCCACUGCCUGCACUGGAGAAGAGCUUUGCGUCUGUCACCUUAAGAGCAUCUAAUCGGAUUGACAGGGAUUGUGUGGAUUAUGGCAUGUCAGCCAGAGGGGCGCACGGGGAGAGGCUGCACAGGAACCUGAGCGACAGCAGGCUCCUGGAGAACAUGGUGUUGGACAGUGCCUCUGUCAACUCCAUGAAGUCCACCUUCAGCGUGCUCAACCCCAUCAGACCCCAGGAUGUGAGGAACAGGAGCUUUCUGGAAGGCAGCGUGCUGGGAAACGGUGCCCUGCUGGGGGCAGAGGAGCUGGACCGCUACUUCCCCGACAGGAGAGUGGGCAUCUUCAUAGCUACGUGGAAUAUGCAGGGGGAGAAGGGACUUCCAGCUAACUUAGAUGAUCUGCUGCUUCCGACUGACUCUGAAUUUGCACAAGACUUUUACAUUAUUGGAAUUCAGGAGGGCUGUCCUGACAGGAGGGAGUGGGAGAUCCGUCUUCAGGAGACUCUGGGGCCAUACUAUGUGAUGCUGUAUGCAGCAUCACAUGGCGUUUUGUAUCUUACUGUCUUUGUCAGAAGGGACCUCAUCUGGUUCUGCUCAGAGGUAGAACACGCCACAGUCACAACCAGGAUCAUCUCUCAGAUCAAGACCAAAGGGGCUGUAGGGAUCGGCUUUACCUUCUUUGGCACCUCCUUCCUCUUCAUUACAUCCCAUUUUACCUCUGGAGACACUAAAGUUUACGAGAGGAUACUCGAUUACAACAAGAUCAUCGAAGCCCUAGCUCUUCCAAAAGGCCUCCCAGACACAAACCCUUACCGCUCCAUCGCCUCUGACGUCACCACGAGAUUUGAUGAGGUCUUCUGGUUUGGGGACUUUAACUUUCGGCUGAGUAAGGACCGGCUCGGCGUGGAGAGCAUCAUGAACCAGACAGCAGCCGGUGACAUGGGUCCACUGCUGCAGCAUGAUCAGCUCUCCAAGGAAAUGAAAGAUGGUUCAAUCUUCAAAGGCUUCCAGGAGGCACCCAUUCACUUCCUCCCCACGUACAAGUUUGACAUCGGCUGUGAUAUUUAUGACACUACUUCCAAACAGAGAACACCUUCAUACACUGACCGAAUCCUGUUCAGGAACAGGCAGGUAGAUGACAUCAAGGUGGUCAAGUACACCAGCUGCUCCAGCAUCAAGACCUCAGACCACCGCCCUGUCAUCGGCGUCUUCCAGGUCAAACUGAGGCCAGGCAGAGACAAUAUUCCCCUCGGAGCGGGACAGUUUGACCGGAGCCUGUACCUGGAAGGCAUCAAGAGGAGGAUCACCAGAGAGCUGAAGAGGAGGGAGGCCAUGAAGAACCAAAGCAGCAGCACCAUCUGCUCCAUCUCCUAAACCUCGGCUGGUCUCAGCAGACUGGAUCAAAUUGCACCAGAAACUGCACUAAUUCGCCAUGUCAGAACAACCAGGUAGGGACCAAAGGGAGACCAGAGUUGUCUUGCAAGCACAGAACCCAGUGACCUGGCAUUGCAUGCCCUCUAUUGGACAUUGUUGGGAACUGUAUAUGCGUGCAUAUACGUGUGUGUGUCCUGGUGAGUUGUAGAAGGGGAAGAGGCUGUCUGCACUUGAGGGCAGGGACCUUGAGGUCAGACAGUCAAAGGUCUGCAGACACAGCAGUCUGGCCUUCAUACAGUCCACUCUACCCAAACAUAAUGGGUGAGAGAGAAGAGGAGGACUGUCGUCGUGGCUUAUUCUUCAGUCACGUGCUUGUAAUUCAUUUGUUUUCUAAUCAUUUUGUACGUAUUUAACAAGAACGGUUUAUUAUGAACCACAAUGUUACGUUCUACUCGUUGCUCUAAGUUGCUCAGUUUUAAAAUGCCUUGUGAAUUUAUUUCCAUCAAGCAGCACACCAAACAAUGCAGUAAAAAUAAAGUCAAGGUGCAAUUUUUUUUUUAAUGUCACUGAUGUGUGGGUGGUUUUCACUUGCACAGAAUUUAGUUCCCAGCUGAAUGUUUUGUUGGUGAGAUGGGAGCUGUGGCAGCGUAUUAGUGUACCUACCCAUUUCACACACAGAGGUGCUACAGCAGAAAGUCAUCAGUUAAUGUAUGUAUAUGAUUUCAAGAACAUGACUCUAAAAAGUAAUGUGAUCAUUACUGAUUUGGUUAUACACUUGUGUCAAAUUUCAGGGAAUUCAGAUUUUUUAAGGCUUGUUAAACAAAUGUAAUAGCUUGUUAAACUGUUAAACUUAUUUGCAACUGACUGAUUUAAUUCAAUGCCUUACCUCUCAAGUAAUUGCAAUGUAACCUCAUCACAGGUGAAGUGUUCACGUACUGUAGUACACUAACAAGCUUAAAGAGCUUCGGCUGUCGUCGUGUUCCCUGCAUGAAGAGCGAUGGCUCUGGUGUAUCUGCUCAUGAUGAGGUGUCAUUCAUUCCUCUGCUCCUCAAAGUGCCUGUGGGUCUUGUUUCGAUUUCCUCAGGACCUCUUAUCUGUGUGACUUUUUUUCCAUAACACCUUCUGUGACGUAACAUCCCAUAAUAAAUGUUUUCAAACAAUUCUAAAA
Messenger RNA from Myripristis murdjan (pinecone soldierfish), 3329 nucleotides. It is a transcript of the gene inpp5e, whose product is annotated as inositol polyphosphate-5-phosphatase E. Gene Ontology annotation, cellular component: nucleus; axoneme; Golgi apparatus. The coding region runs from base 227 to 2161 and encodes 644 amino acids. Lineage: Eukaryota; Metazoa; Chordata; Actinopteri; Holocentriformes; Holocentridae. Gene Ontology annotation, molecular function: phosphatidylinositol-4,5-bisphosphate 5-phosphatase activity; inositol-polyphosphate 5-phosphatase activity. Gene Ontology annotation, biological process: phosphatidylinositol dephosphorylation. The transcript has 11 exons. The record is from RefSeq and is a predicted model, not a curated record.